CCCGUGUUUACGCUUCAGCUCCCCACGUUUGUGUUUGUCGUUUCUCGCUUUUGAAGAUUUCAAGUUACCGCGACCCACCACAGUAAAUUCAAAACUAUACAGCUAUUUAAUAAGUUAAAGAUCUUAUUCAUCAUGCCUGUACCAAAUGCUGGGUAUAAUCAAGGUCCAAGUUGCUUUGAUCGAAUGAAAGUAGGAUUUGUCAUUGGUAUGUGUGUUGGAUUAGCAUCUGGUGCACUUUUUGGAGGAUUCUCAGCAUUAAGAUAUGGAGUAAGAGGAAGAGAUUUAAUUCAAAGCGUUGGUAAAAUGAUGCUCCAAGGUGGAGGAACAUUCGGUACAUUUAUGGCAAUUGGAACUGGAAUCCGUUGCUGAUGUAUAAUAUUUGUAUUUAAUAACUGUACAUGUUUUCAUUUUGCUGCCAUGUUUAAGAAACAAUAUUUGUUUAAAUAUUUAUUGUUUUCUGAAGGACAUUUUCUUGUUAGUAAAAUCCUUUGAAUGUACAUUGUUACAUUUGUGCAGUUACAACUGUGUAAAUUUAGUUUUUCAGGUACAUAUUUGAAUAAAUAGUAUUUUUAACUUGUUUAA
Uloborus diversus is the source of this 582-nucleotide messenger RNA. Its product is annotated as reactive oxygen species modulator 1-like. Gene Ontology annotation, biological process: protein import into mitochondrial matrix; protein insertion into mitochondrial inner membrane. The record is from RefSeq and is a predicted model, not a curated record. Gene Ontology annotation, cellular component: TIM23 mitochondrial import inner membrane translocase complex. The transcript is spliced from 3 exons. The coding region runs from base 133 to 369 and encodes 78 amino acids. NCBI's taxonomy places the organism in Eukaryota, Metazoa, Arthropoda, Arachnida, Araneae, Uloboridae.